Messenger RNA from Morchella importuna, 975 nucleotides. RefSeq lists its product as uncharacterized. Gene Ontology annotation, biological process: DNA catabolic process. Bases 1 to 975 code for a protein of 324 amino acids. Gene Ontology annotation, molecular function: endonuclease activity; nucleic acid binding. The record is from RefSeq and is a predicted model, not a curated record. NCBI's taxonomy places the organism in Eukaryota, Fungi, Ascomycota, Pezizomycetes, Pezizales, Morchellaceae. The transcript is spliced from 3 exons.
AUGCACCCCACCACCCUCCUCCUCCCCACCGCGCUCUUCGCCGCCUCGGCCUCGGCCUGGGGCAUGCUCGGCCACCGCACCGUCGCCCUCCUCUCGACGCGCUACCUCCUCCCCGACACGGCCAUCUUUGUCAAGUCCCUCCUGCCCAAGCCCCAGUCCAUGGUCUCGGCCUCCACCUGGCCCGACUACUACGCGCACACGCCCGACGGCCGCUACUCCGCGCCCUGGCACUGGAUCGACUCGCACGACAACCCGCCGCACACCUGCGAGGUCAACUACCACCGCGACUGCGGCGGCCAGGAGGGCUGCAUCGUCAGCGCCAUCGUCAACAUGACGGCAAGAGUCACAAACGAGGAGCUCUCGUUCUACGAGCGCCAGAUGGCGCUCAAGUUCAUCAUCCACUUCCUCGGCGACAUCCACCAGCCGCUGCACACGGAGGAUCUCCUGCGCGGCGGCAACCAGAUCCCCGUGCUGUGGGGCAAGCAGCACACGAACCUGCACCACGUGUGGGACUCGAGCAUCGCCGAGAAGCACCAAGGCGGCAGCGCGGUGCGGCACGCCGUCGGCUGGGCCGACACGCUGCACGGCGAGAUUGAGGGCGGCAAGUAUAGUGGUGUGCGUGGCGAGUGGAGCGCGUGUGUGGAUCCGGCGCGCGCGGAGGAGUGUGCGCUGGUCUGGGCGGGGGAGGCGAAUAGGUGGAUGUGUGAUGGGGAGUACUAUGAGGGCGCGAUAGAGAUUGUGGAUGUGUUGGUGGCGAAGGCGGGGUGGAGGCUGGCGGGGUAUUUGAAUAUGAUUGUGACGGGGAGGGCGGGGCUGGAGGAGGGCGAGAGGGCGGCGACGGUGGAGGCGGCGGAGGGGGAGGACUGGGUGGGUGGGUAUGCUGCGAGCGGGCAGGAGCUGAAGAAGAGGGCUAUGGGUAAGGCCAGCACGGGAUGGUGGGGGAAUGUUAGAGCUGGAUUGGGCAAUCUGAUUUAA